UUCGUGCUGAAGGGAAAAGCCGAGUAAUUGGUGAAAGUACUGACCCCGAAGAGCAGAGAAAGGCCGAUGAACUCUUGAUUUGCUCAGUGCUGGAGUGUGGUGAAGCCGGAGGUGCAUCGCUGGUGUGCAUCAGGUCCAGGAACCAUCAAUGUGGACUUCAGCUGGUGAUUUGAAGAGUCACACAUAGGAGCUCCCGGAGUCUCUCCUGUCCCCUCUCCCCCUCCCUUCCCUCUGUCCCUCCCUCUCCCCUUCCCUUGUCAGUCUUCCCCUGGAUCCCCCUUCCCCCUUUCUUCAAGAUUCACCAUGCUUAUCAAGGAGUAUCGCAUCCCCAUGCCCAUGAGUGUGGAGGAGUACCGUAUCGCCCAGCUGUAUAUGAUCCAGAAAAAGAGCAGAGAAGAGAGCUGUGGUGAAGGUAGUGGGGUGGAGAUCCUAGAGAAUAAGCCCUACACAGAUGGACCCGGUGGGACAGGGCAGUACACCCACAAGGUCUACCACAUUGGCAUGCACAUUCCUAGCUGGUUCCGCUCCAUCUUGCCCAAAGCAGCACUGAGGGUUGAAGAGGAGUCAUGGAACGCCUACCCUUACACCCGCACCAGAUACACCUGUCCCUUUGUUGAGAAGUUCUCCAUUGACAUUGAAACCUACUACAAACCUGACACAGGCAACCAAGGAGAUGUCUUCAACAUGUCUGCUGCAGAGAAAAGGCAGAGGACUAUUGACCCAAUCGACAUAGUGAGCGAUCCCAUUCCCCCUCAUGAGUACAAAGCAGAGGAGGACCCACGGCUCUACAAGUCAGUCAAGACCCAGAGGGGCCCUCUGCAAGACGACUGGAUAGAAGAGUACAACAAUAACCCAGGGAAGACCCCCAUCAUGUGUGCCUACAAAUUGUGCAAGGUGGAGUUCCGCUACUGGGGCAUGCAGUCGAAGAUCGAACGCUUCAUUCAUGAUGUUGGACUGAGAAAGGUGAUGGUGCGUGCCCACCGGCAGGCCUGGUGCUGGCAGGAUGAGUGGUACGGUCUGACUAUCGAGGACAUCAGGCAGCUGGAGCUGGAAACCCAGCUGGCCCUGGCUACGAAGAUGGCCCAGUUCAGUCAGGCAGAGGAGGCCAGCGAGGCCAAUGGAGGCGCUCCGUCUCCAGACAAAGACCAAGAGGUUAAAGAGGCGAUCAGCUCUAUUGAAGCUGAGGAGGUGGUUGUCAGCUCAGGAGAGACUCUUCAGCCACGAGGUGUACUGACUAAGCAGUGGUCCACUUCCUCCCGCUCAUCCCGCUCAUCCAAGAGAGGAGUGAGCCCGUCACGUCACAGCAUCUCAGAGUGGAGGAUGCAGAGCAUAGCGCGAGACUCAGACGACAGCUCAGACGAAGAGUUCUUUGACGCUCAUGAGGAUCUCUCAGACGGCGAGGAGGUCUUCCCAAAGGAAAUCGCCAAGUGGAACUCCAAUGACCUCAUGGACAAGAUUGAAGCCACAGACGCAGAGGAAACUCCUGGUGAGCUGUUCAAGGAAAUGACUGUGGAUUAUGAAAGAGCAACCAGUGAGGAAAGACUAGAUGAGAUGCGUGGCUCUGUUAGCGGCCAAGCCGAUAGCUCUCCCAUUCCCACCAUCAUGGUAACAAGGCACCAGUCAGAAAGCUCAUCCCAGCAGUGCCUGCAGCCUUCCAAGAUCCAUGUGCUGAUCUUGGUACUGCACGGAGGGAACAUCCUGGAUACAGGCGGAGGCGACCAGAACAGCAAGCAGGCAGACGUCAACACGAUUAGUACGGCUUUUGACACAGUCAUGCGUGUUCACUACCCCGCUGCGCUGGGACGCAUCGCCAUCCGCUUGGUGCCCUGCCCUGCCAUCUGUGCCGAGGCCUUCUCCUUGGUGUCCAACUUGAGCCCUUAUAGCUACGAUGAGGGUUGUCUGUCCAGCAGCCAGGACCACAUCCCACUGGCAGCUCUGCCCCUCCUGGCCACGUCCGCUCCACAGUACCAGGAUGCCGUGGCCACUGUCAUCGCUAGAGCCAACCAGGUCUUCACUGAUUUUAUAAAGUCUCUGGACGGGUCUGCCUUCUCUGGCCAGGUAUGUCUAAUUGGAGACUGUGUGGGAGGAAUCUUGGGAUUUGAUGCACUGUGCAGCAGCAAUCAGACAGUAAAUGAAAGCCAGAACAGCAGUAGGAGGGGCAGUGUCGUCAGUGUACAGGAUCAGGACCUCCUCUCUCCUGGCAUCAUUGUCAACAGCGGGCAUGGGUCAUCUUCUCCAACCCUGGAGGGCAGCCGCCACCUCAGCCGCAGUAACAUCGACAUCCCUCGUGCAGGUGACGACACAAAGAGACAACUGCCACGCAAGAGAAGUGACUCCUCCACCUACGAACUGGACACAAUAAAACAACACCAGGCCUUCCUGUCCAGUUUACACUCCAGUGUCUUGCGGAAUGAUGCAGCUUCACGCAGGUCGAGCAGCAGCACUAUGCUGGAUGGAGGAUCCCUGGGGAAGUUUGACUUUGAGGUGUCUGACUUUUUCCUCUUUGGCUCUCCACUGGGCUUGGUACUCGCCCUGAGAAAGACUGUCAUUCCUAUGCUAGAUGUGGCCCAGCUGCGCCCUGCCUGUCAGCAGGUCUAUAACCUGUUCCACCCAGCCGAUCCCUCGGCCUCCCGCCUGGAGCCUCUCCUGGAGAGGAAAUUUCACCUCCUGCCUCCCUUCAACGUGCCCCGUUACCAACGCUUUCCCCUGGGAGAUGGAAACUCUGCCCUACUGGUGGAGACAGUCCAGAGCAACGCUCAGCUGCUACUUGACAGCGGGCCUACCCUGUCCCUUCGCUGUCAGGAGACCAUCAGUGAGACCUGCAUCCCUGUGCCUGUGCUAAACUGGCAGGAGGGCUCCCUCAAAGCCACACCCGCCACUAUGGAGUCGGAUGUUGUUCAGUCUCAUGGUGGUGUCUUCAUGGACAGUUCGUACCCCUCAUCCCCCGUAACGGGCCCCCUCUCCCGGGGCCAGCGGAGGGCCAGUGAGGUCAGCAUUGCCAGCCAGGUCUCAGGAAUGGCAGACAGUUACACUGCCACCAACAUAGCCAACACCAAAUCAUGCCAAAUUAACCAAUCCAAAAAGUUCAGCCUUUUGUCCCAACUCGCCCUAUCGUCACAAAAUAAAUUCUUCCUGAAAAGUCCUCCUAAGUCCCGUAAGAAAGCAAAGGCUGACCAGGCUGCAGGAUCACCUGAUGCAGAUCCAGUGGCAGAGCUGGACGGUGAGGCAGACUCUAGUGAAGGUCUAAGUCCCAUUGGCCAGUACGAGAACUGCCCGUCAGCGGGGCUGGACUCUGCUAUAUCUGAUCUGGUCUCACUGGACUCCCAGGCUGAAGUGGAGCAAGUUGCAGCACGUUGGUGGGGCACAAAGAGGUUGGACUUUGCCCUGUAUUGCCCCGAUGCUCUGACCGCUUUCCCCACAGUGGCUUUACCACACCUCUUCCACGCAUCAUACUGGGAGUCCACUGAUGUUGUGUCUUUUCUCCUGAGGCAGGUUAUGAGGCAUGAAAACUCCAGCAUCCUGGAGCUUGAUGGAAAAGAAGUGUCUGAAUUCACCCCCUCCAAACCUCGAGAGAAGUGGCUCCGCAAGAGGACUCAUGUAAAGAUCAGGAAUGUGACUGCCAACCACCGAGUAAAUGAUGCCGUGUUUACCGAAGACAGCCAGCAGGUCGUGACAGGUCGCUUCAUGUACGGCCCCCUGGACAUGGUCACUUUGGCAGGGGAGAAGGUUGACCUCCACAUCAUGACCCAGCCUCCCUCAGGAGAAUGGGUGUACUUCAACACAGAGGUGACCAACAGUAGUGGCCGUGUGUCUUUUAUCAUCCCAGAAGACAAGCGUCUGGGCAUCGGAGUCUACCCAGUUAAAAUGGUUGUCAGGGGCGACCACACAUUUGCAGACAGCUACCUGACAGUUAUUCCACGUGGCACAGAGUUUGUGGUAUUCAGUAUUGACGGGUCUUUUGCUGCCAGUGUGUCAAUUAUGGGCAGUGAUCCCAAAGUGCGGGCAGGAGCUGUGGACGUUGUCAGGCACUGGCAGGAUUUAGGCUAUUUGAUCAUCUAUGUGACAGGACGUCCAGACAUGCAGAAGCAGCGGGUAGUGGCUUGGUUGUCUCAGCACAACUUCCCUCAUGGCAUUGUCUCCUUCUGUGAUGGUUUGGUCCACGACCCGCUCAGACACAAGGCCAACUUCCUCAAGACCUUAACAGAGGCUCACUUGAAGAUAUUCGCUGGCUAUGGAUCAACCAAAGACAUUUCAGUCUACAACUCCAUUGGCCUCCCUCCCUCCCAAAUAUACAUUGUCGGCAGACCCUCCAAGAAGAUGCAGCACCAGUGUCAGUUCAUCACAGAGGGAUAUGCAGCUCAUUUGUCUCAGCUGGAGUAUAACCACCGUUCUCGGCCAGCCAAGUCCAGCAGCGCACGUAUGGUGCUACGUAAAGGCAGCUUCGGCCUGGGCGCAAACAGCGACUUCCUGAGGAAAAGGAACCACCUGCUGCGCACCAUCUCCUCCCAGCCAGCCCCCAGCUCCCCAACAGGCAGCAUUCACAACAGACCAGAGCGCACACAGAGCCAAUCAGACAGCGAACGGCUGGAGCGGGAGCGACUGGAGCGCGCUCACAGCCACAGCCAGGGAGCAACCCAGCGCAGCAUGAGCAUCACAGCGAGCUGCUGGGGCCGCAGCAGCAGCACCAAGAUGGAACCAGGAGUUCUCAGCCCAAAAUAGGAUUAGGGAGACAAUAUGAGCGUACCUUUGCGAGAGUGACUUAUAGAUACAGUGCUGAGGAAGAGACACGUGACAUUAAGAUAAAUGGAAAGAGUGAAAAACAGUUUGCCUGCACCAGAUGGGUAAAAAUCAUAGGUGCUACAAACCACUCUUUAUAAAACUAAUGCCAGUCACAUUUAUGGACAGAAGCUAUGGCUAUAUUUAUUAUAAAACACACAACUCAAUAGGCAUUUCAAAAAGCAUUUUCCUCAAGCAGGAACAUGCACACAAACAGAUCUAGCUAAUGUUGUAGGAAUCCAGACCAUUUUUACUGUUUAGUAACUAUUUAUCUUGAAUACAAGGUCGGUUUUCCUCCUACAACAGGCUUUUAGAUUGGAGAUGGUCACACAUAAAAGCAUCUCCAUGCUGUUUACUCCAGCAAACAACAGAGUGGUUACAGACAGUUUGUAUCAGGUCCACUUCUGAUACUGCACUGCAGCUGACUACUGUGGCCACUGCAAGCACAACAAUUACUAUAGAGAUAAACUUUGUGAACAAUGGUUUUAAAGCUAUGUCCUUUUUAUGCGGUAAUCAGAAAAGUUGUAGUCUGAGAGGAGAGCUAAGAAUCAGGUCAAACUGGACUGAAUGUGUUUGUUUUCUGGGUGUGACCACACAAACAGUCAUUUAGCCCAAAUGUAUCUUUGUUAGAUUUUCUUUUCAUUGUCAUUUAUCAACAAUACAGAGCAAUGUUAUGGUGAUUUAUAAACCAACUAGAAAUGAUUUGAUCAAGAGCUGUUGCUUAUUGCAUAUACUUCUAGCAUUUGCAAACUACAAUGAGUAAAUGAUGUUUCAAACCAUACAGUCCAGUUUUUCUUGUUUUAUAGUCAUCCCUCAGACCAAAGAACCAUCCAAAUAUCACAUGACGCAAACUACGAAAUUACCCUUUAACUGUGGUUGCAGCUGAAACUGUUCCUGGGUUUUUUUUUAUUUUUUAUAGCAUUUCACCACAUGACACCAUACUGCGCUGCUGUACCUUCCUAAAUACGUAAUGUAUGACUCAACUAUAGAGAAACCUCCUGCUACUGUACGGUUAAUGUGCCAAAGUAAAUAUAGAAUGAUAUGCUGUACAUGAACAGAGAGGAAAGGAUAAGGGUUUCCUGUGUAAAAAUGGAAUAGAUUGUGUAAGUAUGUAGUUGAAUGCCUUAACAAGGCUUGUACAUAGUUGUUAUAUUACAGUGCAGAUCUGGUAUCUGGUCCACUGAAGACCAGUUUCAAGUGUCUUCUUUCCUCUGGAGAUAAACACCAACUCAUUCAGGAUACACUUUAUUGAUUGAUGAUGAUAAUUAUUGUUAUUUAAGAUAUAUAGAUAUUUUAAAAUGUAUUGAUUUUGUGAACAAAAUGUGUUUUAAGAUUACUUUAGCUAAGUUGUGUUUUUUUUUUUUUUUUCCUUCAAACUUCAGUUGCAGCAGCCAAAAUUCAAAGGUCUUUGCCUGGUACAGUAUUGUAUUUCUGUUAUUUUAUCUUGCAGAUCACCAGAAUUGUAUCGACAGAACUGCUAUAUUGUGUCAUAUAUUGUAUGUUUGUUAUUAUCUAUUUUGGAAAUUUGGGAUAUGGCUUCUCUCUGGUUAUCCCUAAGCUGUACAUGAGGCGUUGAAUGUGCUAAUAGAUAAUCCUCCCUAGGUUAAGGUCUCUUUCUCUGUUCUGCUGCGCCAUUAGAGGAAGAACAAUCUGCAAAUUGUAAAUUCUGUACAAUAUUCUGUCAGAAGUAGGAAAACAGAGCUAAGACUUACUUUAUGCUGUUGGCCAUUUAUUUCUGAUUUAUUCAUUCAAAUGAUGUUUAUUUAUCCCUCUAAUAGGCGUGUACAGAGCUGACUGUAAUGGACCAAUAUGGGCUCAGACAUAAGGGGAAAUGUGCAAUAUUACUCAACCAAACCACAAGAUCAAACAGACUGUGCUGAAGAAAUGUCACAGUGCAUUGACAAUCAGUUGAACUGGCACAUAUUCUACAGCCGUCAAAAUGGAGAGGGUAUCUGAAAAUGUCUCUGCGCCACACAAACACACAGGUACACGUGCAAGUCCAUUUUACAAAGUAGAGAUUUCUCACAAUGAAGUGACCUGAAGUGACCACUGACCUGAUACUGGUAUGGGAUAUUACACUAGGUUCUCUCCUGUGGACACAUGCUCGGUCUUUGUUUUUGUUGUGAUGUUUCCAUUCCAGCACAUGGGUGUCUAGACGAACCCACAUAACACUGACUGUAAGAGUGACCCAAAAAUCAACACUUAAGUUGCCAGUUGAUUAGGUAUACAUAGCUAAAAAAAAAAAAAUCAUGCCGUCUAAUACAACAACCCUGCAAUAAAGCCUACUUACAUGAAGGUCAUAAUGUUCGGUAUUUGUUGGAACUCUUAAGAGAAGUGUUCAUUCAAAUGAAAGGUCAUUUUGGAGGCUGCAGUUCAUGGUGCUGUUGAAUUGUAUUGUGAGAGGAGUUUCUAAUAUUUUGUCCUCGACACGCAUCACUGAGGGUAGACUAAAUAUUAGACAGCUGAGUGAACAUCCUAGAGCAAAGGUAGACUCAGUAUAAUCUCCCUAAUGUGGACUGCCAAUGUAGUUCAUGCUGUACUACCGUCCCUCAGCAUUUGAAUUUUUUGUCAAGAUUCGGCUUGAAGCCAUAUAGACAACUCUUAGGGAAGCUGCUGUUUAAAUAGCGGCCGUUAGUACAUUUAUAGUAAUUACAACAAAAAAAGUAAAUGGUGCAAAAUAUGCUCUCAUGUAAAGUUGGCAACUUCUGAACCAUCCUCCCUUCCUCAGAGAUCUGAAUUGCCUGGAUAUUAAAAUCCAGAGAAUGUAAAGACGAAGCGGUGCGGUAAUCUGAAGUUUGGAUACUUCUGGGCAGACACUUGCUUCAAUUCUGCUACUGACACACUUUAUCAGAGGCCUUACAUUUCCCUAUUCUGCCUUACAUUCACCAUUGUAUUGCGAGGCCUAGAUUGAACGCUGCUCACACUGAAAAUUGACUUCAUGGAAAAGAAUAGACUGUUCAUGUAGACUUUGUGGAAAUAGGAAAAUGCCAUAUUUUCUUAAGUCUGUGGUUUGUUUUCUCUUUAAAGGAAAUGCACAAAGGAGAAAUUUGUUUGACGUAUUUCACCAACAUUAGAAAAUCCAUCACUGUCUGAAGCUCUGUCCCCCGGGUUAAUGCAAUGCUACAACUAUUUCAUCAGCAGUUCGCAUUCACAGGCUGUAUAUAUAUAUACACAACAUACCUUGGUAAAUUAAGCUUGGAAAAUAUUUUCAUUGUACAGGGUGUGUAUCUUGUAGGUUUUGGAUAACUUCAUUUUCGCCCAAUCCCUUGUGUUUUUAUGUACAGUGUAUAAAGAAUAUAUAAAGAACAA
Seriola aureovittata is the source of this 8085-nucleotide messenger RNA. RefSeq names its product membrane-associated phosphatidylinositol transfer protein 2-like. Bases 304 to 4719 code for a protein of 1471 amino acids. Gene Ontology annotation, cellular component: cytoplasm. Lineage: Eukaryota; Metazoa; Chordata; Actinopteri; Carangiformes; Carangidae. Gene Ontology annotation, molecular function: phosphatidylcholine intramembrane carrier activity; metal ion binding; phosphatidylinositol binding. The transcript has 27 exons. Gene Ontology annotation, biological process: phospholipid transport. The record is from RefSeq and is a predicted model, not a curated record.